UUCAAACAGCCAAGAAGAAAGAGGAAGAAGGAGCUCGCGAGAUCGCUAGCUAGCCAUGGUGGCGGCGAUGACAAUGUGCGCCGCGGUGGCGGUGCUCCUCGUUCUGACGUCGACAAUGGCGGCCGCCGCCGGCGAUGGCGAUGGCGAUGGCGGUGGCUUCGACUACAAGAAGGCGCUGCACAGCGGGCUGCUCUACUUCGAGGCGCAGCGGUCGGGGCACCUGCCGUACAACCAGCGGGUGCGGUGGCGCGGCCACUCGGGGCUCGCCGACGGGCUGCAGCAAGGGGUGGACCUCGUCGGCGGCUACUACGACGCCGGCGACAACGUGAAGUUCGGCCUGCCCAUGGCGUUCACGAUGACGAUGCUGUCGUGGGCCGCGGCGGAGUUCUGGGACGAGAUCGCCGCCGCCGGCGAGCGGCGGCACGUGCUGGAGGCCAUCAAGUGGGGCACCGACUACCUCGUGAAGGCGCACACCGCCGCCGACGAGCUGUGGGCCGAGGUCGGCGACGGCGACACCGACCACUACUGCUGGCAGCGGCCGGAGGACAUGACGACGUCGAGGCAAGCCUACAAGGUGGACCGCGACAACCCCGGCUCCGACGUCGCCGGCGAGACCGCCGCCGCGCUCGCCGCCGCGUCCAUCGUGUUCCGCCGCUCCAAGCCCCGCUACUCCCGCCUCCUCCUCCGCCACGCCGAGCAGCUGUUCGACUUCGGCGACAGGUACAGGGGCAAGUACGACAGCAGCAUCGGCGAGGUGAGGGCGUACUACGCGUCGGUGAGCGGCUACGGCGACGAGCUGCUGUGGGCGGCGCUGUGGCUGCACCGCGCCACCGGCCGCCGCGGCUACCUCGACUACGCCGUCGCCAUGGCCGACGAGCUCGGCGGCGUCGGCUGGGCCGUCACCGAGUUCAGCUGGGACGUCAAGUACGCCGGCCUCCAGAUCCUCGCCGCCAAGGUGCUCAUGGACGGCGGCGACCACCCGGCGGCGCACGCGGCAACGCUGGAGCAGUACAGGUCCAAGGCGGAGCACUACCUCUGCGCCUGCCUCGGCAAGAACGCCGCCGCCGGCGACAACGUCAACCGCACCGCCGGCGGCAUGCUGUUCGUCCGCCGCUGGAACAACAUGCAGUACGUCACCAACGCCGCCUUCCUCCUCACCGUCUACUCCCGCUACCUCCGCGACUCCGGCGGCGACACCAUCCGGUGCUCCGGUGGGGCUAUGGCAACCGGCGACGAGUUGGCGGCGAUGGCGAGGGCGCAGGCGGACUACGUGCUGGGCGACAACCCGGCGGGGGUGAGCUACAUGGUCGGGUACGGGCGGCGGUUCCCGCGGCGGGUGCACCACCGCGGGGCGUCCAUGGUGUCGCACCGCGCGGACGGGCGGUUCGUGGGGUGCGUGCAGGGGUACGACCGCUGGUUCCGGCGCGGCGGCGCGAACCCGAACGUGGUCGCCGGAGCCAUCGUCGGCGGGCCGGACGACCGCGACAGGUUCAGGGACAGCCGCGACAACUACAUGCAGACGGAGGCGUGCACGUACAACACCGCGCCCAUGGUCGGCGUCUUCGCGCACCUGCACGCCCAGAAGAUGGCGGCGAGGACUGCUAAUAAUAAUGCCGAUCGAUCGAUGAUUAAACGAGUGGAUUGAACACCAAGAAUUUUAGUUGAUUAUUAGGAGGGGUUUUGGUUGGUUUUUGGGUUAAGGUUUAAUUUGGAGUGUUAGAAUUUUGAUUAGGGAUGUGUAGGUUUGUGGCAUUGUUGCAUGGCUGAAUAGGCCGGCACUGUAAGUUUGCAUGUGUAGCUAUUUUUUGCAUUUAGUAGUAGUGUGUAUGUAAUUGCAUGUUGAAAUAGAUGAAGUUUUUGUUACAAAAGAAAAAGGGGUUUUCAAGGGAUUUGUAUGCUUCAAAACUCAAAACAUAUAAAAA
Messenger RNA from Oryza sativa Japonica Group (Japanese rice), 1922 nucleotides. Its product is annotated as endoglucanase 21. Gene Ontology annotation, molecular function: hydrolase activity, hydrolyzing O-glycosyl compounds. Gene Ontology annotation, biological process: carbohydrate metabolic process. NCBI's taxonomy places the organism in Eukaryota, Viridiplantae, Streptophyta, Magnoliopsida, Poales, Poaceae. The record is from RefSeq and is a predicted model, not a curated record.